Molecule: messenger RNA, 2364 nt
Organism: Penicillium verhagenii
Lineage: Eukaryota; Fungi; Ascomycota; Eurotiomycetes; Eurotiales; Aspergillaceae
Product: TTC39/IML2 family protein
Exons: 6
Coding region: 1-2364 (787 amino acids)
Cellular component (GO): nucleus; cytosol; mitochondrial outer membrane
Source: RefSeq, a predicted model, not a curated record
AUGCUUCGCGUUGGGUCAUGGCUGUAUGGCAAAAAGCCGGCCGCAGCCCAGUCGGUAGAUUCUUUGGCCGAGUUGAGAGACUCGGCGACCUUUAUCCUGAAUGACGAUGUCGAUAGUGCUGAAAAUGGCCUCGCCAAGGGAGAAUCGACCUUUCACAAUUUGGGCAAAGGCAUGGUAGCGUUUGUCCGCGCAACACUAGGCUUUGAGCAGGAUAUUAUGAGACAAGCAUCGGAACGGUUAAGCGAAGCCGAAACGAGUGCCUCGAACGAACAGUACCGCGCCCAGCAAAAUUCCAAUGCACCCAAUGCCUUCCACUCGGAGAUUUACGGACCCGGCACAGAGUAUGCUCUGUGCCAGGCCAUUGCGCAGCUAUUGAGCGCUGUGGUCGGGGUGUUGAACGAGAGUUUGACCGAAAGUGUCAAGGCUUUCUACCGGCUGCGCAAGGCGUACAUUGCAUUGGAUGCCAUUUUGAAGAUGGAAGAGAAGUUUAUGGAAGCGCACAAGCUAAAGCCCGUCCUCUCGGCCCGAUCCAGUGAUCUUUCCAAGCUGAGUGUCAACUCUGAUUCAAAAUUAGAAACCUCUAGCAUGGCCUCGUCCAUGAAAGGACCGUCAAAUGUGGACGCGGAUCUCUCAAAAAGCGUUGCCGCGUUGAAAAUCUCCAGAGAUGCCCCUUCUGAGCCAGCAUCAGGCACUUGCACUCCCGGCGGCUCCAAUAUUAACCAUGACCCCGACUCUGACAUCUUCAAAAAUGAAAUUGACAUCUUCAUCCACUCGGGCGCCAAUUUCUGUUUUGGAAUUCUCCUGAUUAUCAUCUCAAUGAUUCCACCAUCUUUCAGCAAACUUCUGUCUAUCAUCGGGUUUCACGGAGACAAGCAGCGUGGACUCAGAAUGGUGUGGCAAGCUAGUAAAUUCCACAACUUGAUCGGAGCCUUUGCUGCUUUGGCUGUUUUGGGAUACUACAAUGGGUUUGUGCGGUAUUGCGACAUCAUGCCAGAUCCGACACCAGGCGAGGAUGAUGUCGAAGGAUACCCGGAAAAGAGAUUGGUGGCAUUGUUGGCAGAGAUGCGCACGCGUUUCCCGGACAGCCGCCUUUGGUUGCUGGAGGAAUCGCGCAUGGAGGGGGCGAAUAAGAACUUACAAGGUGCAAUGGAUCUUCUUGUCAAGAGCAAAAAGAGCCCUCUGAAGCAGGUCGAGGCACUUUGUGUGUUCGAGAAGAGUUUGAAUGCUCUUUUCCUGCACAAUUAUAGCGCAUGCACAGAUGCAUUUAUCGAGUGCUCUGAUCUCAACUCUUGGUCUCGAUCAUUAUACUACUAUAUCGCCGGAUCAUGUCAAGUUCUCCUCUACCGCCAGUGCCUCAAAGAUGACCCCAAAAAGGCCAAGGAAUACGCCGAGAAGGCAAUCGAGUACAUUCGCAUGGCACCAUCCUAUGCAGGCAAGAAGAAAUUUAUGGCCCGCCAGCUACCGUUCGACGUUUUUGUCACCCGUAAGAUUGCCAAAUGGGAGGCACGGUCAAAGGAAUGGGGUGUUUCCUUGGUCGAUGCGAUUGGCAUAGAUCCCGUUGAGGAGAUGAUCUUCUUCUGGAACGGACAUAGUCGCAUGACUGAUACUCAGCUUGAACGGUCUCUGGAACGACUGGCAUGGUGCGAGAGCGAGGCAAACCCGACCUGGUCUCGUGAAGGAGCCGAGGGCCAAGCUAUCUUGGAUCUUCUACGCGCUGCCGUGUACCGGUCUCUGCGUAAGAACGAGGAAGCCAAGGUCAUUUUGAAGACCAAAGUUCUUAACCAUGAAAAGGCUACUUUCAAGGCUCAUUUGCAUGACAAUUGGGUUCUUCCAGCUGCUCACUUCGAGAUGGCGGCCAAUUUAUGGAUGGCGCGUCCUACUUACAAAGCUUUACAUGGUUCUUCGGGCGUUACACGGACAUCUCAGGAUGCCGAUGAGCCCGAUCGGUUAUCUGCCGAAUCACACAACGCCGGUACCUCUGGUGACACGGGGGCCGAGAGAAAGCUUGUCAGGGACUGCAAACUACAUUUGGAAACUGCAGCCAAGUGGGAAAGCUAUGAGAUGGAGGCCCGUGUUGGCUUGAAAGUAACGGCUGGUAUUGAGGCCGUGCAGAACCUCUUCCUCCGUUUACCCAGCUCGUUUACCCAACUCGGUACGGAGUACGAAGUGCAACAUCUUGAUCAACCCCACACGGUUGGCGCAAUGCUUCGCAUUUUAUCCAUCAAGCCUGAUUGGUGGGAAGGGACCCAUCAUGAAAAUGUGUCCACUCGUGCCCCUCUCGGUCCGAUAACUGUCAAUCGCCGACGGAUCACGGUUAUGAUGAACAUGGUCGCCUCGGAAUUGCUCAAGGAGAUGACCCUUUAA